Ectocarpus sp. CCAP 1310/34 is the source of this 2043-nucleotide messenger RNA. NCBI's taxonomy places the organism in Eukaryota, Phaeophyceae, Ectocarpales, Ectocarpaceae. The record is from the annotation of a GenBank genome assembly.
GCACGUCACGACCACAGCCACGGACACGGCUCCCACGCUCACGAGGAUCACGACGAGGAGGAAGGGCUGGUGUCUCCGGCGAAGCUUGGAGAGCAGGCACCGGCGAGCGAGCCUUUCUCGGCAACAACCACAGAGUCAACAGCAGCAGCAGUAGCAUCAACACAGUGGCUUGGGAGACGUGGGCCCACCGUUGAACACUAUUAGCAGCAGCAGCAGUGGUGCUUCCAGCAUGGCGGGGGGCCAGGACGAAUACGGGAAUCAGCAGGGGGAGACGGGGGGGCGACGGCGGCAGUCGACAGGACGCUUUAAUUGUGCCGCCAUGUUGCCCUAGCACCAGAAGAAACUCUGGCUUCGAUUCACCGAAAAUCUACAAGCAACCGAGUUGAGUCUCGGCCAUGAGCGCGGUAUCACGUUGUCUGCGGUGGCCAGUUUUUUGUAGUUGGGUUUGUUGCAGGUUCCUCAGGGACGGGGGGGACUGUGUGAGCUGGGGGGCCAGAUGCGUACACAUGAGAGACAGUCGUCUCUACAUACUGUACGUCGGUAGUAGCCGAAGGAUUGGUGGAGGUUUCCAAAUCCCAAAUCCGCCCCUGGAGUAUAGACUAGUACGAGAAAAGUUUUUUCGUGACAAUCUUAAUUGCAUGAGGUGUGUAUUCAUUGAUUUUCGAAGCGACCUACUGUAGCGACUGCAUGCAAAUGGUUUGCGACGACAGCCUUUGAUUCACCAGAUAUAUGUACUCAACGAGUAUUGGCGUCAGUAGCGUACUCGGGCAAUCUGACCUUGUUGAUCAAGCCACCACCCCAUUGACUUGACAAGCUCACCCUUCAGAACUUUCUCCUUUCGCCUCUCAGUCCAUGUGACGACCUCACCUUACGGACAUUCCUCGUUCAUGUGAUGAGCUCACCCUUUUAGAAGUUUCUCCUCUUUUUUUAUCUCGGUACAUAUGAGCUCACCCUAGGGCUUUUUUGUUUUUGUUCUCGGCAUAGACUAUAUGACGAGCUCACCCUUUUAAAGUUUCCCUCUUUUUCGCUCUCGGUGAUCAACUUGUUCGUGCAGCCCUGCGCGCACGAAUCAUGUGGACGGCGCCAUUCGUUCUCUUUGAGUAAUGGAGAGGAGGGAGCCUUCAUCUUACAGUGGGUGUUUGUUGACAACGACUGUUUCGUAUAUGUGUUUUGCGAGAGUGGGUGUGUUACUCGCUCCCCCGGCCCGCGAAAAACCGGCAUAUCGCUCCGUCCUGGCAUUGCCAGGAUGCGAGGGCAACGGUCGGACGACUACGGCGUGCGGUACAUGAGUACCAUACCCCCGGUGUAGUUCUGUCGUGCGGAAUGCCAAGUGUUCGCGUCGCGCGUCGAAAGUAGUCACCGGGUUGUUGAGCAGAAGGAAGCGCAGCGUGGUGUGUCAACAGUUCCCGCUACCUCAGCAUGUCGCAGAGGGGAAGGCAAAGAAAGGCCCACGCAAGGGUCGUUUUAUCUGACAAUUUGUUGUUGUUGUGUUCCAGAAAUGUUGAUUUGUGUUGAUUUGUUAGAGGGAAAGGGAGCGAGCUUCGCGCUUCGCUCCUCCCCCCCGCCUCUCCGUGGUGUGUGGUUGUGAAUUAUUGUCGGGUUUUAUCGCCGGGGCUGGUGAUGGCGUUUUUGCUCGUUAGAGGGAUUGUGAAAUACCAUAUGCAUAUCUUGCUUGUCGAAUCGGACCGGGUCGUAUGUCGAGGAGAGAAGAAAAGGCUAGGGAGCGUACCUACCCGCAGGUAGGCACUCGUGGUAUAUCAGGCCGUUCGGAGUUUUUUCGUUUGACUGUGGGGUUUUGGCCUUGACGGGAGCCUGAUUUUCUCACUCGUCGUGGAGAACGACAUGUUGUCUGCUGCGGACGGUCUCGUACAGUACGUUGCCUGUGCGGCACAACAUUCCUGUCUGAGGCGAUGAGGUUUUGUGUGCACCGUAUUUUAGAUAGAAAUUAUACGUAUGACGGCAAUCAAGUUUGAGAUCGUACCCCGACUGAAGGGAUGCGUUAAGUCUUCACAGCAGGGCACAGCAAAGAUCGACAGAAUGCCC